ACUUCUGAUCCUCCUGCCCUGCUUCCCCAGUCCUGAGAUUAUAGAUAAUAAAGAAGAAAUAAUCUUAGGUUUACAUCAUGGACAAUAACACAAAGGAGAUGAAUAACAAUAACAAAGAUGAUCUUCUACUUAGGAUGGGACUAAAUGAUAACAAAGCAGGAAUGGAAGGAUUAGAUAAAGAGAAAAUUAACAAAAUUAUAAUGGAAGCCACAAAGGGGUCCAAAUUUUAUAGAAAUGAGCUUAAGAAGGAAAAGCAAGUCAACCAGCGGAUUGAAAAUAUGAUGCAACAGAAAGCUCAAAUUACCCACCAGCAACUAAGGAAAGCACAAUUACAGGUUGACAGAUUUGCAAUGGAACUAGAACGGAACCGGAAUUUGAACAAUACCAUAGUGCACGUUGACAUGGAUGCUUUCUAUGCAGCUGUAGAGAUGAGGGACAAUCCAGAAUUAAAGGAUAAACCCAUUGCUGUGGGGUCAAUGAGUAUGCUGUCUACUUCAAAUUAUCAUGCAAGAAGGUUUGGUGUUCGUGCAGCCAUGCCAGGAUUUAUUGCUAAGAGACUCUGCCCACAACUUAUUAUAGUGCCCCCAAACUUUGACAAAUAUAGAGCUGUGAGUAAAGAGGUUAAGGACAUACUUGCUGAAUAUGAUCCCAAUUUUAUGGCCAUGAGUCUUGAUGAAGCCUACUUGAAUAUAACAAUGCACUUACAAGAAAGACAAAAUUGGCCUGAGGACAGAAGAAGGUAUUUCAUCAAAGCAGAAAACUCUGUAGAAAUUGAUAAACCAGGAGAGGAAGUGAAGAAACUGAGAGAGUAUGAAUGCUCCAUCUCCCCACUGCUUUUUGAAGAUAGCCCUCCUGAUACGCAGCCUCCAGGAAGUCCUUUCCAACUGAAUUCUGAAGAACAAAACAGUCCUCAAAUACUCCAAAAUUCAGUUGUUUUUGGAAUAUCAGCCGAGGAAGUGGUAAAGGAAAUUCGCUUCAGAAUUGAACAAAAAACAACGUUAACAGCCAGUGCAGGUAUUGCCCCCAAUACAAUGUUAGCAAAGGUGUGCAGUGAUAAGAACAAACCAAAUGGACAAUACCAAAUUCUCCCCAGCAGACAAGCAGUGAUGGACUUCAUCAAAGACUUACCAAUUAGGAAGGUUUCUGGAAUAGGAAAAGUCACAGAAAAAAUGUUAAAGGCUCUUGGGAUUAUUACUUGCACAGAGCUCUACCAACAAAGAGCAGUGCUUUCUCUUCUUUUCUCUGAAGUGUCUUGGCAUUACUUCCUUCACCUCUCCCUGGGUCUAGGUUCAACAGACCUGGAAAGGGAUGGAGAAAGGAAAAGUAUGAGUGUUGAAAGGACGUUCAGUGAGCUGAGUAAAGCGAAAGACCAGUACAGCUUAUGCCGUGAGCUUUGCGCUGACCUUGCUCAGGAUCUCCAGAAAGAAGGACUUAAGGGGAGAACUGUUACCAUUAAACUGAAGAAUGUGAACUUCGAAGUCAAAACUCGUGCCUCUACAGUUUCAUCUGCUGUUUCUACUGCAGAUGAAAUAUUUGCCGUUGCUAAAGACUUGCUAAGAACGGAAAUUAAUGCUGAUUCUCCACAUCCCUUGAGAUUAAGGCUUAUGGGUGUUCGAGUGUCUGCUUUUUACAAUGAAGAAAACAAGAAACAGCAACAAAGGAGCAUCAUUGGCUUCUUACAGACUGGAAACCAAGCCUUGUCAUCCACUGGGUGUUCACUAGAUAAAACUGACAGAAACGAGUUUGUAAAACCUCUAGAAAUGUCUCAUAAGAAAAGUUUCUUUGAUAAGAAGCGAUCAGAAAGGAUAUGGAGCCAUCAAGACACAUCUAAGUGUGAAAUUGUGGAUAAACAAAGUUUACAGACCUCACAACCAUUCCAAGUUUUAAAGAUGAAUGAGAAUUUAGAAACACCAGAGAAUUCAAAUAACUGUCAGACAUUUACUUGUCCAGUUUGCUUUAGUGAGCAAGGAAGCAUCAAUCUGGAAGCCUUUAAUAAACAUGUAGAUACAUGCCUUGAUGAACCAUUAACCAGUGAGGACUCAAAAAUGUCCUCUUGUUCACGUGCUUCCUCUUCAGAAGCUUAUCAGGAAGAAAAUGCACACAGUUCUUCCCUUUGUGAGAAGCAGGAUUGUGAAACUUAUCCCAAAAAUAUAGAAGUCUCUUCAGUAGAUGGUGGAGAUUUGGUAGAAACUGAAGAUAGCUCAUCAAAAGCAGCAAGUAUGAACACUUCAGCGAAUAAUUGCAGCAAGGAGGAAUGUUGUAAUAUUAUAAACAAGUCUUCCAGUCCUUUUUCAUUGGAAAAUGAAAAUGUCAAGAUACUAAGUCAGCAAGAAUCCUUCCAGCCUCGUACAAAUGAAGUAACAGGCCAGGCUCUAGUUUGUCCUGUUUGUAACCUAGAACAAAAGACAUCAGAUCUUACCCUGUUCAACGUGCAUGUAGAUAUUUGCUUAAAUAAAGGCAUUAUCCAAGAGCUGAGAAAUAAUGAAGUUAAUUCAGUUAACCACCCCAAAAAAAGCUCCAGAAGUAUAGGCUGCACAGACAGAGUGCAGAAGGCUUCAGGAAGAACAAAGAGGCCAGGACUGAGAACAAAGCACUCGACAUCAAAGAAAAAAAAACCAAACAAUCCCAGACAUACCCUUGAUAUAUUUUUUAAAUGAAGUUUGAACAUCUUAUCUAAUUUUUAUUGAAAUUUGUUAUUUUAUGAUCAAUGAAUUUAUUCUUCCUUGUUUUAAAUUUAUUCAUUUAGCAAAGAUAAAUGGGAUAAUGCCUCCCCAAAUAAUGUUUCUUUUAUAAGAAUGUAGAAUAUAUAUUAAUUUACUUCUUUAUAUUUUCUUAAAUCAGUCAUGUUAGGGAUAACUUUAAAAUAAAAGAAGUGGGGUCCAAAAAUGGUAUAUUAUUUUAUAGUGAAUAUAAAACCAUGUAUAUGGGCUCUUGGAGUCUCAUAUGAAGCAGUCUGAGCAUAAGACUCUUUCGGUGCUUGACUACUACGUUGGCCCUGAUCCUGCUAUCUGUGCUCUUGAUGUUUAACUGCUCCAUGAGCAUUCACAAUGAAAGUGCACUGUUAAGUUCUGUGAAGAAUCCGAGCGUCCCAGAACUAGCAUGAGUGCUUUUUACCACAGGAAAACAAUGUCACAGUACUACCUGUGUUAGAAGGACUUAUGUUCAAACUAUUAUUUGUUCUUAUUUAAAAUUCUUUUAUCUUAUGAAUAAGCACUUGGCUCACUUUAAGAAAUAUUUAGUCUACAAAGUUAUUUUAAUGUAAGACUUUUAAAUGGUAGUACUUCAUUUCUUAACAAUGAUGCUUGCACUUUCUAGAUAUCUAUAAAAAAGAGAUACUAUGUAUAGUCAUUUUAUUUUCAUUCAAAAUGAACAAUGUACAACUCAAAAAUUAAUGUAUAUGAAAAACAUCACACUUAGUUGCAUACCUGUCACAUUUUUAUUAAUAUCUGUAAGAGAAGAAAGAUUUACAGUAGUUAAGUUAAGUAUUUACUCCAUGCGUAGUGCAAACUAACAAAUUCUUACUGAAAAGCAGUUAUUUGAUUGUAUAUGAAGAUAGAAACCAUUUCUGCUACAGCUUUAAAGAACUGAAUUUUUUCUUUAAGUUCUGGCCUUUCAUAUUUUAGUGCAUUAUUUAAAUGACCAGGGAAAUAAUAUUUUUUUUUUUUC
Nannospalax galili (Upper Galilee mountains blind mole rat) is the source of this 3666-nucleotide messenger RNA. RefSeq names its product DNA polymerase kappa (gene Polk). Gene Ontology annotation, biological process: error-prone translesion synthesis. Bases 78 to 2657 code for a protein of 859 amino acids. The record is from RefSeq and is a predicted model, not a curated record. NCBI's taxonomy places the organism in Eukaryota, Metazoa, Chordata, Mammalia, Rodentia, Spalacidae. Gene Ontology annotation, molecular function: damaged DNA binding; DNA-directed DNA polymerase activity. The transcript has 15 exons. Gene Ontology annotation, cellular component: nucleus.